UGACCCCUUCAAAUUAAAAAAAUAGCAAGUCCAAGGCAACUCCCAGAGUCGGCGAUUUGGCAUCAAGUUCGUCAGUUGACCUGCAAAUUCAAGUUUGAGUAGUUGCGGGAUCGGAAGAAGGGAAGAAGGUGAUGGGGAUUAUAAAGAGCAGUUUCUCAUUGAUGGCAGGAACUGUUUGCGGUAUAUACAUAGCUCAGAACUACAACGUCCCCAACAUUAACAAGCUUAUACAGAAUGCAUUAUUCAAAGCCAAAGAUGUAGAAGAGAAAUACCGCAAGCCCCCUAAGCCUGGCGAUCGUCUUUAGAUUCACUCUCCUUUUUUCAGAGCAGUUGCAUUUCCGAGAUGACUCCAACUAAUUUUACGAAGCUUGGUCUUUAUUCUUCGUUCGGAGUUUGGAGAUAAAUUUUCCAAUAACUUACCUGUUGCCACCCAGAACCUACGGUUUCUUGGAUUUAACCUUAGGUUGUGCUCCCUCGUAACCUUACCCCCACAGAUUCGACUGUUGCGCUUUAUCUCUCGUUACUUUUAGCAACAUGUUGUCUACAUAAUCCUCCAUAGUGUGUGCAUAAAUAGGUUUUAGCGUGAAUACGUUCUCUUAACAUUUCCCAGCCUUUAAACACAGUUUAUUAACAACGUCAUGAUAUAUA
Solanum stenotomum is the source of this 648-nucleotide messenger RNA. RefSeq lists its product as uncharacterized. The coding region runs from base 132 to 305 and encodes 57 amino acids. The record is from RefSeq and is a predicted model, not a curated record. The transcript has 2 exons. Lineage: Eukaryota; Viridiplantae; Streptophyta; Magnoliopsida; Solanales; Solanaceae.